Molecule: messenger RNA, 777 nt
Organism: Lathyrus oleraceus (garden pea)
Lineage: Eukaryota; Viridiplantae; Streptophyta; Magnoliopsida; Fabales; Fabaceae
Product: stellacyanin
Exons: 2
Coding region: 89-631 (180 amino acids)
Cellular component (GO): plasma membrane
Molecular function (GO): electron transfer activity
Source: RefSeq, a predicted model, not a curated record
CAAAGUUCAAGUAUAUAAACUUGACACAUGAUGUACCUAAUUAAUUGAUAUCUCCUAUAAUCAAGUUAUAUCUCUUUUCAUUCUCAUCAUGGAAAAGUUUCUUCUUCUUUCUCUUCUGUUUUCUAUGGCAAUUAUCACAUGUUCAGCCACUACCUACACUGUGGGAGAUAACUCCGGCUGGGACAUUAGCAGCAACCUGGAAACUUGGGUUGCUGACAAGACGUUCAAGAUAGGCGACGCUCUUCUUUUUCAAUAUUCAUCUACGUAUAGCGUUGAUGAAGUUACAAAACAAAAUUUUGACACAUGCAACACAACGAAAGUAUUGGCAAAUUAUGGAAAUGGAAAUACGACGGUGCCAUUGACAAGAGGCGGAGACAGGUAUUUUGUAUGUGGAAACAAAUUGUUUUGUCUUGGUGGAAUGAAACUUCAUGUUCAUGUAGACGAUGAUGGACAAUCGAUUUCGCCAGCUUUGGCGCCUAAAGCUGUAGCUGGAUCAGAUCAAAGGACAGGUACACUUCCAGAGUCUCCUUCUGCAAAGAAGAGUACACCGUUUUCAAAUGGAGUUGCAAAUUGUGCGGAUAUUGUUUAUAUUGCUAUUGCGACAAUUUUUUAUGGGAUGCUGCAGAUUUGAGGAUCUAAGAAUGGUUACAGGGACGGUUAUAAGUUCAUGUUUUGAGUAUGAGUAUAUUCGUUUGUGAUGUUAAUUAAAAAAAAUGAUAGUUUUGCUUGGUUUGUAAAACUCAUGAAGCUUACAUUGUACAUGAUUUGUUGAACGAC